Molecule: messenger RNA, 878 nt
Organism: Pelobates cultripes (western spadefoot toad)
Lineage: Eukaryota; Metazoa; Chordata; Amphibia; Anura; Pelobatidae
Source: the annotation of a GenBank genome assembly
AUGGAUGUCAAGCCGCAGACCCGCCCAAAAGAGCCACAAAGAAGCUCCGUCAGUGGCCGACAUGCUCACCUCCCAGAGGCCUACACUCAAGUCCCAAUAGGACGGACACAGCAAGCCCACCCAGGGCAGGAGAUCCCCCCUCGGAAGCAUUUUCCAGUGACAUUCUACACUCCUUGGCAGAGGUUAAGGGGUAUCUGCUGGUGGAAAUAACAUGCAUAGCCACUGAGGUAAAGGCCGAAAUAGCCGCCAUUGAGUCCCGCAUUAGAAUCAUCGAACAGAGCAUGGACCACGUGGUGUCAGUCCAUAAUACAGCUGCAACACUCACUAACAAGUUCCUCCACAGGAUUACUGACCUGGAGAUUGAGCUUGAGGACGCCUCCAACCGAUCACGGUGUGACAAUUUACGCAUCUGUGGCCUGCCGGAGACGGUUGAAGAGGCGGAAUUGGAAGGAACCCUGGUGGCCUGCUUUCACCACAGCUUGCCGGACAUCCCAGAACACCUCUGGCUAGUGGACAAAGUUCAUAGUGCCCUCAGCGCAAGGGGACCGAAAAACAGCCCUCCCAGAGAUGUCAUGAAAUGGCACUAUUUCAAGACCAAAGAGGCCAUCUUAUGGCACAGCAGAACACAGGACUAUGCACAUGAAGGGAAUGAUCUCCAACUCUACCAAGAUGUUGCCCUGGCCACACUCCCCCCGUACAAAAUCCUAGUCUUCAACAGCCCAAAACUGGCGGUGUUAUUACCCUCUAUGGACAUACCUACCUUCCUUAGGGACCUUCACAUCCAUGUACCUGAGGGCCUCCACAUCCCGUCCACCUGUGCUGAGACACUCUCAAUGUUACCUGGUGCCAGGGAUGACCAACACCUCCUACCGGCCUAA